UUCUUCCAUUCCGACAUCUUUAGACGUUUUCCUCAUCAUUUCGCUCUUUCUUUGGUUCAGAAAUCUCUAGGAUUUCUCUUCCGGAGUCUCUUCCCGGGUCCCGCUGAGGGGGAGAGAGACUCUUGAUGACCUCGUGGGGAUCGUCCUCCAGUCUUUUAAUUGCUCAUCUUGGGGUUUCCUUUUCCGAUCUCGGAACACCAGAAUAAGGUUUCUGGCUUAUUGGAUUACUAUCGUGGAGUUCGUCCUUUCGCUCCUAGGGAAUUCAGUUCUUUCCGGGGGUUUCUUUCCUUCGUUUUCUUGGUUUCGGAUUUCGAGUGCCUCCGUGAACGUAGUUCUAGUGCCAUCUUUUCUAAAAAAUCUUUAAAUAUGAAGGAGAUGGGUCUCUCUCUAGAAUUGGAGAAUUACAUUCAGAACUCGAUCGAGAACGCGGUCGGGCUUCCAGUAUCUGAGAACACACUGCAGUCGAAGCUCUUUGCGAUGGAAGAGUCGAGAAGGGUGCUUCAGGGUCAGAUUUUUUCGUUGCAGGAUCUAGUAAACGAUCAAAAUGAGAAGAUUGAGAGAGCUAAGUUUGAAGCUGCCAUGAAUGCACAAGCAUUGAGAAAAUCAAUCGAGCAAAAUCAGCAGUUGAAUGCGGAGAUCAAUGACUUAACAGCGCAGAUUGAAAGGCUGAACAAGGAAUGUUCACUCUAUGACAAAGACAGAGAGGCACUCAUGGAAUUUGGUAAUGAUGCUGAUGAGCGAGCAAGAGAAGCAGAGAUUCGAGCUCUGGAGGCAGAGGAUGCAUUCAGGAGAUUAUCAGAAGAACUAAACCAAUCAAAGCGGGAAAUUGAAAUACUCACUGUCCAGAGAACUAGGCUAACUGAUGAGCUGACGUUACUACAGCACAAGAUUUUUGGACUUGGAAAAGAAAGGGAAGACGGAAAUCUCAUUUGCAGUCAAUGUGCACGGUUAAAGGAUGAUGGACAUUCAAGUGACAUAAGUCCGAAUGAGGAUCUGCUCACUUCUUUGGUUGAGUCAACUCUUGGCAAAGGAUAUCGGUCCCAACAAGAACUGGAAGAAGCUGUGGAAAAAGGGCUCAGCUUUUUGGAGGCACAUGCAGGAGAAGAGCCACACUGGAGGUUGAUCCAAAUCUGGGAAAAGCUAAGACCAUCAAUUAGAUGCAUACUAGCAUUGGCUGCAGAAGUUGAAUCCCUUCGUGAAGACAAAGAGCACCUAAGAAUUAACCUUCACAGAGCAGAAGGAGAGGUGUCGGUGUUAUUUGAAGAGAAUAAGCUUCUAGAUGAGGAAAACAAGAGGUUAUUAAGGCGAUGCUACAGGGAAAGAAACCAACAGGGUUCUCCAUCCAGCCAUUCCUCUAAAAGCAAGAGGAAAGCCAGCCCAAGAAUGAACAAUGCUGCUGAAAGAGCUGCAGACGCUGAAGGACCUGAUUCACCUAGAUGGCCUCUUUCACCAUUGGAAUCUAACGGUGUUCAUUUGUCCAGGAAUUGUAACUACAAGUAGGCCAGUUCACUGUCUUCAUACUCUGUUCUACUGACUUGAGAAUGUGUUACUGCAUGUUGUAACCCUCAAAACCAAACUCAGCAGAGUCUUCAAUGGAGAUUAAUUUUUUUCUC
Nymphaea colorata (pocket water lily) is the source of this 1613-nucleotide messenger RNA. RefSeq lists its product as uncharacterized. NCBI's taxonomy places the organism in Eukaryota, Viridiplantae, Streptophyta, Magnoliopsida, Nymphaeales, Nymphaeaceae. The record is from RefSeq and is a predicted model, not a curated record. The coding region runs from base 367 to 1500 and encodes 377 amino acids. The transcript has 7 exons.